Molecule: messenger RNA, 4158 nt
Organism: Mytilus trossulus (common blue mussel)
Lineage: Eukaryota; Metazoa; Mollusca; Bivalvia; Mytilida; Mytilidae
Product: zinc finger protein 345-like
Exons: 5
Coding region: 160-2826 (888 amino acids)
Biological process (GO): regulation of gene expression
Cellular component (GO): nucleus
Source: RefSeq, a predicted model, not a curated record
AAAACAACCUCACUGAAGCUCUGCUAAACAGCACAAAGAUAACACAAACAUGAAAAUCUAAAUCUUUUUUAACAGGACAAAAUACAAACAAGACCUAUCAAAUAAUACUUCUCAGAAUAACGAUAACUGCCAGAAUGACUUAAACAGAAGAAAUUGGUCAUGGAAACCUGUGACAUGGAGCCUACUGAAUCAGACAGCCUUCCUGGCUGUGACAUAAAGAAUGAAAUAAUGUUAACACACACCAAUGCUUUAGCCACAGACAACAUCAUCCAGAAUGAAGAAAAAAGUCUCAAAGACAUUCUGGCUAAAAUUGAAAAUCUGUGUAAUACUUUAUUACCUGAAGACCAUCAUUACAUUCUGAUGACCACCAGUACAGGGAAGAAAACCUUUGAUUUUUGUGGAUCUAAGAACGCCAUUAGUUUUAUUGAUAAAUAUAAAACCAUGGCUCAGGAUUUCGUUCUGCACUGUUACAGUGCUGUUUCUGUAGAGGAAGAUACACCAGAAAACAGUACUGAAAUUAAAGCAGAAGGUAAUUCUAAGAUAUCAUUGGACGAUGAUGAUCAUGAUGAAGAAGAAGACACACCUUGUGACGUGAAUGAUGAAAUUGAUGUAGAAAAAUCAAUCGAGAAAAUUGUAAAAAUGCUUGUCACCAAGCAAAAUAUGUCCAUAGAUAAUGUUUUAAAAGAAUUGGUUAAGUUGAAUGAUUCUUUGGAUGGAUGUACUGACAACGCAUCUGCUGCAAAAUUUAUUGCUGAAAGGGACAUAACUCCUGAGAGAGAGAACCUAGGAGAUGGUCCUUGUACUGAUAAUGACAAUGUUAAAAAUAUUGAGGCUAGAGGUAUUGCAGUCAAAAAUGAUUUAGAAGAUGAUGAUUUAGAAGAAAUGGCUGAUGAAGAUGAUUUUGAAGAUACAGUUGAUGAUAUUGGAGAUGAAGAUUACGUAGAAUCUGAUGAAUCAAAAGAAUGUGAACCUACAGCUUCCAAAAGGAAAACGAGAGGAAGGACCUCUGAUAAAUCAAUUCAUCCAUUUAAAUGUGAUAAAUGUGGGCAUCACUUUGCAACAGAAAAAUUUCUUCAAAACCAUUUAGAAGAACAUGUCGUUUUUGAUAAGAUGGAUGAUAAAAAUACAGAAUGCUCUAUUUGUCAGAAAACAUUCUGUGACAAACCAAGUCUUAGGCGUCAUUACAGAACUCAUUCUAAUUGUCAGCUUUAUGAAUGUCAGAUCUGUAGUAAAUCGUUUUCUCGUUCUGACACAUACAAGAAUCAUCUCAGAAUUCAUAAAGAACCAGAAUUUAAAUGCACAAAGUGCAAUCGUCAUUAUCAUACAAAGCAAUCACUUACAAAACAUGGUUAUACUUGUGAUGGAUCAUCUACAGAAAAUACUGAAAAGCAAGAAGACAGCAAAGACCAAAAAUUUACAUGUGCAAAAUGCAAUUGUCAUUUUAAUACAAAGCAAUUACUAACAAAACAUGCUGAAAACUGUAAUGAAUCAUCUACGAAAAAUACUAAAGAACAAGAAGACAGCAAAACAUCUGUUAAAAAGAAACGGGUUAGGCUUUCAUUAUCAGGUGAAUGGCAAUGUUUAAAGUGUAACCUUAGAUUUACUUCUGAGUUGUUUUUACAAAAUCAUCUGGAUGAACAUAAGAUUUUUGAUAACAUGAAUACUGAGGAAAAACAAUGUCCUGAAUGUAACAAAACAUUUUCUGAUAUUAAAAAUUUAAAACGACAUUACCGAACUCAUUCAAAAUGUCAGUUGUAUGAGUGUCCAUUUUGUAGUAAAACUUUUAAUCGAUCAGACACCUAUAAAAAUCAUCUGAAUUGUCAUGGAGAUCCAAAGUUUUCCUGUUCCCAAUGCAACAGACAAUACCACACUCAGAGUGCACUGAACAAGCAUAGUAGAAAAUGUGGAUCCAGUCCGUUCUCAGAAUGUAAAGAAUGUAAAAUAAUGUUUUCUAACCGAGAGAAUUAUGAAAUGCAUGUAUGUAAUUCUGAUGAUCCAGCUAACUUUAUAAAGACUUACGAGUCUGCACAAACAGAAGAUGGAAAACAUUUUUGUGGAAUUUGUAACAAGGUGUUCAACAAGCGUAAAGGCCUUCUCAGACAUCGUAAACUUCAUUCAGAAGUGUUGUAUAGAGAUAAUGCUUGUGAAAUAUGCAAGAAAAAUUAUAAAUCAAAACAAAUUUUACAAAAACACAUCAAAGCUGUUCAUUCAGAAACACGAGACUAUGUGUGUGAUCUAUGUGGGAAAAGUUUCAGUAGGUCAGAUGGAUUGAAGCAGCAUUUGAAAACUCACAGUACGGAUGAUUCAGUUAAAGUGGAAUGUAAUCUCUGUAGUAAGCUUCUUUCUUCUAGAACAGCUUUGAGUGUACACAUGAGAAUUCAUCAAGAUGCAGAGCCCUACAUAUGUGAAGUAUGCGGCAAGUCGUUCAGGCAGCAGAGUAACUUACGAAGUCACAAGUUAGUCCAUACUGAUGAAGCUAACUAUAACUGUGACAAAUGUCCGAAAAAGUUAAAAUCACUUGCCCUCUGGAAAACUCACAUGAGAGCUCAUGCAGUUAAAGAAGGACUUAAUGAUGAGACUAUUUUGGCAAAGUUUGGCAAGUUUUACACAUGUGAGCUUUGCCAGAAAAAAGUGGCUACAGCUACUCAGUAUAAACAGCACAUGAGGUCUCAUUCUAAUGAAAGGCCAUAUUGUUGUGAUAUUUGUUCUAAGUACUUUAAAGAAAGGUCAAAACUGAAACGUCAUUUACAUAAUGUGCAUUCAGAGAGAAUGUAUGAGACAAAUAUGGUAAGCCUUCAACCAGUUUGUUUUAACAAUUAUCAAUAAAAAGGGGUGUAAGAGUUCAAUUGGUAAAAUAAAUCAAUAUGUUCAAUAAUUGUGUUUGUAUGUAAUAAAAGUCAGCAGUCAUUCUUACUUUUCAAAGAAAAAAAAUAUUCUAGAAUGAAAUUGAUUCAAUUGUGUGAGAAAAUUGUCAAACAUAUGUUCAUGUUUGUCAAUGUGCUGUUUUUGAUUUUUAUAUGUAUGUAUGCUAUUACAUACAAGUUACUCAUAUUCAUGAUAGAGAAGGCAUUAUCAUGUUACAUAUUUUUAUGAAAGUUAAGUCAUGCGCUAUUUACAUUUAUGAAUAAAUAUGUUGUUUGGUCACUAAUUGGAACAUUUUUCUAUAUAUUUAUUUCUGGAAUGAGUUAUUACAUGUUCUAUGGUUUUACUGUAUAUUACAUUGUAUAUAUGUAUUCUAUGAUUACCUGCCUUAAAUGAAGAUGUAGUGCGAGAAUGAACCCAAAAUUUGGAGAAAUUAUAUGUGGUGUAUACAUAUAGUUUUUUUAACAAGUUAUUGAGCUAAAAAUGUAGGUUUGGUUAAUAGAUAAGAUAAAGUUGGCCUGCUAUAUGGCGUUGGUAUUUUUCUUCUUAGAUUUUUCUGCUUUUGUUUUUCUCUGUGCACUCACAAUCUUAUGAUAGUCCUUGGAAUCAUCUGCAGGGGGAUUUGCUGUAUUUCUGUACCACUUUCCUUCUCAUCUCGGACGAAUUGGCCAUUUUAACUAACUUCUGUCUAUAGCAUAUAAGUUGUAUACCUUCUGCUAUUUUCUGCUUGGCUAAACUGCCACUUGGGUCCCUGGACCAAAACUAGCAUUGGCUUCCUUCAAAGUUAUGCUAAGUUAAGGAUGGAAUUUGAAUUGGUCUUCACAAGACUUUCUUUGAAACUUGUAGUCAUCGUUCACCAAAAGUUCAUUUUGUAAUCUGUUCAUCGCUUAACACUAUUCUUGAUGUCAGGAUCCAUCUGGCUCUCAGAAUUUUUUUUAUAUUCAAUUAAGUUAAUCAAGGCUAGAAAUGACCAUAUAUACACCUAUCAUUUAACACAAUAAUGUUUCCUGCUCAAAAAAUGCAUACGCCUUCGAACUACUAUGUGAGAAGACAAUUAAUUCCCAUUACAUAACACUAACUUGCCAAAGAUAUCAGGAAUUUUUGUCUGACAGGUUACAAAAUUAUAGAUUGAUGUACAUGUAAAUGGUUUUUUUUAGAAAAUAUUUUUUUCACCCUAGAAUUUAGUAAUUAAUUUCUUUUAUAAUAAAUUUAAUUGCAUGUUUUGAUCCUUUAUAUUUUUUUGCAUGCACCUUUCUGUUUUGAUUGAGAACUUUUAGUCCAUCUGAAUAUAUAUUU